Messenger RNA from Penicillium brasilianum, 685 nucleotides. Lineage: Eukaryota; Fungi; Ascomycota; Eurotiomycetes; Eurotiales; Aspergillaceae. The record is from the annotation of a GenBank genome assembly.
CAUCGUCACUGCUACUUUAAUCUCAAAGAAUACCUUUUUCCGUGCUCUCAAGCUUCACACCAGCAAUUUCCGUGCAUUACCAUCAAGCUGCAAGCUUAUCUACCAAGACCCACUUUAUCUCAACUCAAUCUACCAACAAACACCGUCAAAAUGGUCGCUUCUACUUGCUGCAAGACUACCCAGGGUGCAGGCUGUGUCUGCGCUGCCCAGGCCAAGUGCUCCUGCGGUAAGGAGUCUGCCCUCCACUGCACUUGCAAUAAGGCUUCCUCUGAGAACGAGAUCUCGGGCCCCCGCUGCUCUUGCCGCUCUCGCCCCGCUGGUCAGUGCACCUGUGAGCGAGCUGUCUCCGAGAACAAGCCCGUCCAGGGCGAGACUUGUUCCUGUGGUAGCCGUCCUUCUGCUUCCUGCACCUGCGAGAAGGCCGAAGCUGUUGAGUCUGCUCUGGAGCAGGACUUCACCAACCGCGCAUAAAUCACCUUGCUAAUUGACGCUGCUGAUUGAUGAUCCAUGCAUUUCUGGGGUUUGCUUAAGGCUUAAGUUGCAUUAUCUUCUGGGUUUGGGAAGGCUGGCGUUUCGGUGGAGCCAUACCGGGCUUGCUUUGCAUUAUUACAAAAUAGUUUGAUCCAUAGUAUUCGUACGUGGCCCAUUUUGUGCCAUGAAAUAAAAUCAUGCUAUCACUCAAAUA